CAUACCUAAUAUAUGGCUAAUUGCAAUGUGAACAUCCACAACUCUUUAUGAGUUUAAUACUUCUAAAACAAGUAUUCGAAAAGAAAGAAAAGAAAAUACGCUUUCAUAAUAGUUGAACCAAUUCCUAAAAUAAUCUGUAACAAUAUUUAAAGUGAGGAAAGUUUGCUUCCAAAACUUCUGAGACAAAUAAAUAUUUCAGCUAUGGAUUUGGAAGUUGUUGAAUUUCCACUACAUCACAGACUGGCCCUUCCGUUUCGAAUUGGACUCUUAUUCAUUUUGGGUACAUGGCUCUGGUCUUUAUGCUGCCAUUACAUAUAUUAUUUAAAAAAACAGGAUCUGGAGGUUUAUAAUGCGAGAAGUAGAGUGCGGCAAUCUUCAAUGAUGCCAAGUGUUAACUUUACAGAUACUCGGACCGAUCUGGAACAAGCGCCAAUAAAAAACUCGAUUAUAAAACGAAUCAAUUACGAAGCAGGAUAUUGCUUCUCCACUAUUAUUUUCAUAUCGUGGCUCAUAGGCUUUUUGCUUUUCAUUCUUAACACGCGCGGUGAUGUGAAAGGUUUAUAUAUGCAUCCUUUGUAUCCAACGUUAUGGAUGAUCACAACUGUUGUUUUGGUGGCUGUCCCUUUUCCUUGGAGAUUUCGACCAGUGCAACGAUCGCUUCAAAACUCUAUUAUACGAGUAUUUUUCCUGUUUCACGCAAAUUCUUAUUAUCCCCACAAAGACUUUCUUUUGUCAGAAAUAUUUACGUCUUAUGCGAAAAUGUUGGGAGAUUUUUACGUUUUUGGUUGCGUUUUGAAGGGUCAUAUAACCAAAUACACACUUCGUCCUGACUUAAAAUGUGAUGGUACCCUUUUUGUCCCAUUAAUAAUGACAUAUCCCUUCAUCGUUGCUACGCUUCAAUCAUUACAUUAUGCAGUAAGACAUAGAAAGGCAGCUCUGAAAAUAAGCUUACUAAAUGCUUUUAAGCAUGCGUUGGCUUUCCCGCUUAUUUAUUUAUCUGCGCUUAUGCAUGCUGAACGAUCGAAAUUUAAAUUGAGUUCAAAUCAUGGCUAUCUUUUUUGGUCUUGGAAUUUACUCGCUCUAUUAAAUUCUGUGUACACUUUCUGCUGGGACACAUACGUUGACUGGGGUGUAAAGUUUCCUUUUGAGAAAGUCCCAUCAAGAAGGUGUCUUCCUUUUGUUGCCUAUUUUUUGGCUGCUAUAUUAAAUUUUAUUCUUCGUAUUACAUGGAGCUUAAAACUUUAUCCUCGAUUGUAUCAAUACCAUGAUUAUGAAAUGGGCAUGUUCUCAUUCGAAAUGCUGGAAGUCAUCCGAAGGAACCUCUGGUUAUUGUUUCAUUUAGAUGCGAUCGUUUAAGUGAAAUCAAUUGAUUAUUUAUUUGUUUAACAAAAAAUAUUUUAAUAAAAAGGUUCCCUGAAGCAUCUACUAAACAAUCAUGACCUCUUAGGAUACAAAAACCCUCGAUAGACUUAAAUUAGAAACACCUAAUUUAAAUGCGUUACAUUUUUUUCUACAUACA
Messenger RNA from Schizosaccharomyces octosporus yFS286, 1519 nucleotides. Its product is annotated as Erd1. The record is from RefSeq and is a predicted model, not a curated record. The transcript is spliced from 2 exons. NCBI's taxonomy places the organism in Eukaryota, Fungi, Ascomycota, Schizosaccharomycetes, Schizosaccharomycetales, Schizosaccharomycetaceae. Gene Ontology annotation, cellular component: membrane; cytoplasm. Bases 202 to 1356 code for a protein of 384 amino acids.